Messenger RNA from Sipha flava (yellow sugarcane aphid), 2074 nucleotides. Its product is annotated as synaptic vesicle glycoprotein 2C-like. Lineage: Eukaryota; Metazoa; Arthropoda; Insecta; Hemiptera; Aphididae. The record is from RefSeq and is a predicted model, not a curated record. Gene Ontology annotation, molecular function: transmembrane transporter activity. The transcript is spliced from 11 exons. Gene Ontology annotation, cellular component: membrane. The coding region runs from base 273 to 1718 and encodes 481 amino acids. Gene Ontology annotation, biological process: transmembrane transport.
UAUCUUGUUUCUGCACAGUAGAAAAUACUUUAACAUUUUUUAUUUAAUUAAUUUAAGCGUUUUGGUGGUGUGCGUCUAUAAUAAUUAUAUAAAUGUCUCGAAAAAGUGGACACAAGUGUUUAUAUUUUAAUUGUGGUAAUAGUGGACGAACCGUAAAUAAUCUUAAGCUUUAUCGAUUUCCAAAAAACCCAAAACUUCAACAACAAUGAGUUAUAAAUUCAGAAGCUGAGUGUCAUGUAAUUCAAUCCGUAGAUCUGGACAGCGCAAUCGAAAUGGUCGGUAUCGGUAAGAUUCAUUACUACAUAUUGUUCAUUUGUGGAUCACUUUUCACGGCGGUCGCUAUUAGUGUAACGUCAGUGUCUUUCAUCUUACCAUCAGCCCAAUGCGAUUUUCAAAUGACUUCUGUUCACAAAGGUCUGCUAAAUGGAGCUACGAUGAUCGGAAUGUUUAGCGGAUCGUUUAUUUGGGGCUACAUAUCGGAUUCUAGAGGCAGAAGAUACGCACUGAUUUUCAGCAUGCUAAUAGAUGGUUCCUUUAAUCUCUUAUCAAGCGUAUCUCAGAUUUAUCCAGUGUUAAUAAUUUGCAGGCUCAUGAGUGGAUUCGGCGUGUCCGGUGCUACGGUACUGUACUCGUACCUCGGCGAGUUUGUGAACACCAAGUAUCGAGAGAAAUUCUUAUGCUGGAUGGAAAUGUUCUGGACCAUUGGGAUAAUAAUACUACCAUGUUUAGCGUGGUUAGUCAUGCCACAAACAUUUAGAAUCGAGUAUGGAUUCUUUUUAUUCAGAUCAUGGAAUUUAUUUACAAUUAUUAGUGCUCUUCCCAGCUUAAUAUUGGCGUUUUUAUUGAUGAAGCUGCCAGAAAGUCCAAAAUUUUUACUCGCCAAGGGUAAAUACAACGAGACCAUUGAAUGCUUGAAAUUUGUUCAUAGAUGGAAUAAUAACACUGAUGUCAAAUUCCCUGUGACAUCUAUCGUGGCACCAGAUUACGUUCAAGAAUUGAAUAAAGGAUUCUUGGUUGGACUCUACGAGAGUACCAUCGGGCUGUUCACUUCAAAAUUUAAAUAUGUAGCCAUAAUUACGUGCAUCAUUCAAUUUUGUUCCACCACCAGUUACUACAUGUUGAUGUUGUGGUUUCCGGAGCUGAUGAACAGAUUUUUAUGGUACGAAACGUUGUACACGGGUUUUCCGAAUAUGACAACAAUGUGUGAUAUCGUAUCCCUGUAUAAAGUCGAACCUGACGAUAUUGACGGCAAGUGCAACGAUGACAUCGACGAAUCCGUAUACAUGAACAUCGUCAUCAUCGGCUUCGCCUGCAUACCUACUAGUCUUAUCGUACCACUGUUCGUCAACAAACUUGGAAUUAGAUUUUUCUUAGGAGUUUGUUUUUUUGGAUCUGGAGUAUCAGCUGCUUGUUUGUAUGUAAUUACGUCUUCACAUUCGAAUCUCAUGUUAUCAGCCGUGUUUGAAUCUCUAUCCAGCGCGGGGAUUAGUUUAAUGUAUUGUAUCGCUGUGGAACUAUUUCCAACAGAAUACAGGGGAAUGGCCGUAUCGAUAGGUUCGACGUUUGGUAAAAUAGGCGCACUUUUAGGGAAUGUAGUUGUUGGAGUGUUCAUCGAUGAAUAUUGUACAGUUCCAAUUGUGGUAGCGUGUUCGUUUUUGAUAAUUUCAGGGUUGUUAGUAUAUACGUUGCCUAAGACUGGGAUUACUUCCACCAAAUGAAAAUAAGACAUCUGAUUCACUAGACAUAAUUUAUAAUAUAUAAUUGGUAAAUAUUUUAUUCAAAUGUUAAUUUUUUUCUAUUAUUUUUAAUUUUUACAAUACCUAGGUUAUUAUUGUUAUUGUCUUGUUUAAGACAUUAAAACCCUGUUCCUUAGUUUAAUUAUAUAUAAUUUGGAUGAAUUGGUAAGAUCAUUUUCAUCCAUAUGUUAGGUUAGGUUAGCAUUAUGAUUAUUUAUUUGUGGAACUAGAUUAAUAGUAUAUAAUUAAUUGAAAUUGCUUCUACUGUUCUGCUUCUAGUAACUGCUUACAUGUGUACAUAUUAUUUAAACUAAUAACUAUGAAUUAAGUAAAUUUAA